UUCUCGGCGACUAUUUUUGAACUCUAUGCGAGAUCGGUUGAAUUUGGCUAGGCGAUAUGAUUUUCACUCAGCAUAUGUACUCUUAGCCACUAGGCCGGGAGCCGCCUCGCGCGCACACAGGGCAAAAUGAACGCCGGUUGCAUCGGGGCCACGCCGCCGGCGAUACUCUGUCGUUUACGCAUUCACCGCCGGAGAAAGUUAGCUUCUUUGUCCCACAUCUCCUCCUCCGUCCUCCGCCGACCCCGCGGCCGCCGUCCCUCGCCGGACCAACGCCUUCGCCAGAAACCCGUCGAUCAGGACCGAAACGUUGAGUUCUCCGUCGACUUAGACGAUAUCUGCGCUGGUACAUUGGCGAGAAUCAAGCGGCUUUUCCGCUCAUCCGAGGCCAAGAUCGAUCGCUUCUUUGCCUCUGGUGCUGAGGCAUGCAGUGAUUUGAAAACAUCCUUUAGGAUAGAUCGAGGCAGUCGGAUCGUGUUCUCCUGUCGGAGGUCCUCACUUCAGUUCUUUGGGAAUUUAUUUCUUUGGAGCUUUAUCGCCAUUCUUACGUCGAGGUUUUUGUUAUGGCUCUGGUCGUUUCGCCACCGGUGGUUAUUUGUUGGUUGGGCGAUAACGCGAAGGGACCGCAGUCUGGGUGGAAGAGAGGUGGUGGUUGGGAGGAGGGAUAGGAUGCGCGAGCCUGAGCGGACGGGUUUUAAGGGUUUGGUGAAUCCUCUUUCUACAGUUGGAGCAAAAGAAGUGAAGGGUAAGGCGACCUUGAUGAAUAAGCAGAAAAAUAGGCAGGAAAAGCUGCCUGAAUGGUGGCCGGAUUCCAUACCUUCGCCAAUUGUUUUGUUUGCAAAAGAUGAGGGCCAAAGAGAUGCUGACAAAUUAGUCAAAGCAAUCAUGGAUAACAGAAUGAGCGGAAAGGAUUAUAAAGACGAUGAUAUAAUACAACUUCGAGAGAUAUGUAGAUCUUCAGGGGCAAAGGUAUCAUUUGAGACAACCAAUUCACGGGAUUCCUUUUUUCGGGCAGCAAUUAGCUUUGUACUCAACGUAUGUAGCAGAGUAAGACAACCAGGAAGUCCUGUCCAGAUUGAUGGUGAGGAUGUGAAGCAAUUUAUUUGUGGAAUCGCUCAAAAUAUUGGGCUUGAAAAUCUUCGAGCUGCAAGACUUGUUUGUGCUGCUGUGGCCGCCCGCAGCCGGUCAUGCUUUUUACAAUCUUGGGCAUUUGAAGUUCAGGGAAAAAGGAUGGAAGCUUUGGAAGAGUUAUUGAAUCUCUGUCAAAUCUACCGGAUCUUUCCUCCUGAGGAAAAUUCUCCAGAAUUGGAGAUGGUGGCUAGCGGUCUCACAAACAGUUUAAAAAUAGAUCAAAGGAAGCACCUUCUAACUCUCUUUAGUGGAAUCUGCUCCUCGGAUAGUCUGAGAAUUGCAACAGAGGCUCUUGGAAUUGGAAGCAAUGAAUCUGUCUGAAGAACUCUUCUACUUUGUGGGCGACUCCGUUGGUGACUAUUGAUCUAGCGAGCAAUGGCACCUGUAGACAGAACUGUUCAUCUGCCAUUGUUCUUCAUUCUAUUGCUGCUUCAGGUUUUUACUCGUUAAUUUGUAUUGUUGAACUGUUUUUCAAGUUUAAGAUUAGUUCUUAUAUAUGAAAGUUUUCAUGAGAAAAAAUUCUUUCAGAUUCAUGAAAACUUGUGGAAAUAAUACAAAAUGCAACUUUUUACUAGCUUUUUCAAUAUAAAAAGUAGGCAUAAUUCUAUUGUUCA
This is a messenger RNA of Dendrobium catenatum, 1742 nucleotides long. RefSeq lists its product as uncharacterized. NCBI's taxonomy places the organism in Eukaryota, Viridiplantae, Streptophyta, Magnoliopsida, Asparagales, Orchidaceae. The transcript has 8 exons. The record is from RefSeq and is a predicted model, not a curated record. Bases 127 to 1449 code for a protein of 440 amino acids.